This is a messenger RNA of Arabis nemorensis, 732 nucleotides long. Lineage: Eukaryota; Viridiplantae; Streptophyta; Magnoliopsida; Brassicales; Brassicaceae. The record is from the annotation of a GenBank genome assembly.
AUGCAAAACACCGGUGAUCUGGAUGAUGAUGAUGGAGCGGGCCUGUCUCUGAAUGCACAAUCUGAAGUAGAUGUGACCCAACUUACUGGGAGGAAGAAGAAAUUGUUUGAGUUGAGACUUAAGAUGAAUGAAGCAAGGAAAUCCAAUCAGACAGAUGUCGGAUCUGAAAAGAAGAAAAUGGAAGCACCAACAGAGACAAAAGGCAUCUCAAAACAGAAAUGGUUGGAGGAGAGGAAGAAAAAGAUUGGGAAACUUCUCGAUGCUAAUGGUUUAGAUAUGACAAAGGCGUAUAUGCUCGAUACUCAAGAAGCAGCGGAAACAAAAUACAAAAAAUGGGAAAAGGAACCUACACCUUCUGGUUGGGAUGUCUUCAACCAGAAGACGUUGUACAACGCAUAUAAGAAACGGACAAAGAACGUUCAGGUUGAUCUAGAGGAGUAUAACAGAAUGAGAGCAGCUGAUCCAGAGUUUUACCGCGAGGCCUCAAGNUUGCAAUACGGGAAGGCUCCAAAAACUUCAAAAGACAAGAUAGAUAAGAUGGCNCAGGAGCUCCANGACAGAGAGCAAAAGNGANAGGAGUUUAGCAGGAGGAGAAAGUUCCGAGAAGAGAAGGAUAUUGAUUCCAUCAACGACAGAAACGAGCAUUUCAACAAGAAAAUCGAGCGUGCGUUUGGGAAAUACACGCUGGAGAUCAAAAACAACUUGGAACGAGGAACUGCAUUACCCGACUAG